GUCACGUACCACUACCAACAACAACUGAAGUUACUUUAACCAUAGUUACAUUAACCCAACCCCACUCCAUUCCCCCAAUAAUUUCGCACUCCCUAUAUAUGUUCUCUCUCCUUCGUCAACUCCAUUUCUCUAGUAUGAUCAUCGUUUUCGCCGGAAUCUGAGAUUUCAUGUGCCGCCGAGCCGAGUAGUCUGACGCAUACGCCGAGGUUUGAAGAUGAGUUGUAACGGUUGUCGAGUUCUUCGAAAAGGUUGCACCGAGAAUUGCAUAUUGAGACAAUGCCUGCAGGGGAUCGAGAGCUCUCAAGCUCAGGCUAACGCCACCGUCUUCGUCGCCAAGUUCUUCGGCCGCGCCGGCCUCAUGUCCUUCAUUUCCGCCGUCCCCGAUUCCCAACGGCCAGCUUUGUUUCAGUCGCUUUUAUUUGAAGCGUGUGGAAGGACGGUGAAUCCGGUGAGCGGAGCGGUUGGACUUCUAUGGACGGGGAACUGGCACGUGUGCCAGGCGGCGGUGGAGACGGUGCUGGGAGGCGGCACGUUACAUCCGAUGCCGGAGUUUCUGGUUGGAGCUUCGGUUACGGAAUACAAGGACGCGUCGGAAGCCAACGACGUUGAGCUUUGUAGAUCGCAGGAGGAUCUGAAUUCGCGAUCGAAGGCGUACGAUAGGAAGGAUUUUGAGGACGUUGUGGUGAGAUCGCAACCGAACGAUCUCAAUCUCCGAUUGACUCAGAGUUUUGGAGCGAGAAUGACGGCGGGUGGGAGAGUGAACCGACGGACGGAGAAACGGCGACGAGCAACGCUGUCGUUGAAUUCGGAGGAGUCUGAAACGACGACGUUGGAGAGCGCCUCGGCUUUUCAUCAAAGUCUACUAGGAGGAGGAGAAACGAAGCUUUUGAGAUUGUUCCUUUGAGGAGAGAGAAGAGAAAGAGAGAGGUGAUCUAACACCGACGUGUUUGGACAUAAAGAUAUGCGAGUCCCCGACUUUCUCUUUCCAUGAAUUUUCUUUUCCUUUGUUUUGAUGAAAUGAGGAAAAGAAAUGCAAUGAUUUGGUAAAAAAUAUGUUAUGUUAUGAUUAAUUA
This is a messenger RNA of Cornus florida, 1073 nucleotides long. RefSeq names its product LOB domain-containing protein 37-like. The record is from RefSeq and is a predicted model, not a curated record. Gene Ontology annotation, biological process: regulation of gene expression. The transcript has 3 exons. The coding region runs from base 215 to 904 and encodes 229 amino acids. Lineage: Eukaryota; Viridiplantae; Streptophyta; Magnoliopsida; Cornales; Cornaceae.